This is a messenger RNA of Syngnathoides biaculeatus (alligator pipefish), 2554 nucleotides long. RefSeq names its product transmembrane p24 trafficking protein 10 (gene tmed10). Gene Ontology annotation, cellular component: COPII-coated ER to Golgi transport vesicle; endoplasmic reticulum; endoplasmic reticulum-Golgi intermediate compartment. Bases 1076 to 1696 code for a protein of 206 amino acids. The transcript is spliced from 5 exons. The record is from RefSeq and is a predicted model, not a curated record. NCBI's taxonomy places the organism in Eukaryota, Metazoa, Chordata, Actinopteri, Syngnathiformes, Syngnathidae. Gene Ontology annotation, biological process: endoplasmic reticulum to Golgi vesicle-mediated transport; Golgi organization; intracellular protein transport.
UUUUCUUUUUUACUCGCGUUGGGCUUCUACUUGAUGUUUAAAAAGGCGGCGGGUUGCUAUUCUUAGAAGCCGUUUGACGCAGCGCGUUGCGACAUCGGAGGGAUUUCUCCGUCCAAUAAUUGUCCUCCUCGCGCCAGACCCGCCGCUCGGUAUCCCCGCCUCGCCUGGUGGGCUCACGAACGAGGAUGUUUCCCUGGAAACUGGACAGUUUUUAUGUAACCGGCUAAUCCGUCAGCCGUCGCAGAGAAAAGAUGUAUACUUAUGGUAUAUACUCGCUUGGGAUGGGAUCAUACCUGCGGUCAAGGCUGACAAGCGAGCGAUAUGCGCUUAAUCGUUGGUGUAAAAGGGUGAGGGACCCACAUGGAGUUCUGUUUUUUUUUUUCUUCUUCUUAAUGUCCUGACCCACUAAAUGAGGUGAAAAAGCACAAGUGAGGCCCACUGAUAUAUACUGCUGAACCGGUUCAGGGGGUACUCGGCCUCUCGCCCAGAGUCAGCUGGGACGGGCACCGCCGGCACGCCCCUGACCCGCGUCGGGACAAGCGGUAGAGAAAAUGAAAACAUGAAUGAAUGAAUCAUUUCGCUGGAGGAAGAGGGCUGCAGCGCAAUUGAAAUUAUAGACAACAAAAUUACCCAAUAUUCGUUUGAGAACGGCUUUCUUACGUUUUUUUUUUUUCACAGCUGCUGUAAACACGUUGCGUGCAAAACGACAAAACAAACUCUCCGUGUCGAUUUCACUCGGUGAAAAAUGUGCCGAUUGGUCGGUUGGUCAGCUCGGCACACAACAAAGGAAAAAUGCCGUUGAUAUCAAACUCGAGGGCCACACUGACAUUCCACUUGCACAAAAUAUCGUCUCGCGGGCCGCCGGUUUGAGACCCUUGGCGGACGUGCGAUCGUCUAGUUGUGCCCCCCCCCCCCAUCAGAAUGCGACGCGGACGUGCACUUCCUCCUCCGACCUACAGGCGCCGCUGCAGCCGGCCUCGGCCGAAGCAGGAAGCAGUUCAGCGGGCUUAGCUGGCACCGGCUGCUUGGUCGCUCGAUCUGCGAGGUCUUUUUUUUUUUUUUUGUCGUCUCAGCUAUGGCUCGAUUCGCGGCGCUUCUGCUUUUAUCGGUUGUCAUCGAGUCGGCCUCCGCCAUCUCCUUCUUCUUGCCGGUCAACUCGAGGAAGUGCCUGCGGGAGGAGAUCCACAAGGACGUGCUGGUCACCGGGGAGUACGAGAUAACCGAGCCGACCAGCACCAAAAGCAACCUGAAGAUCACAGAUUCCGCCGGCCAUUUGCUUUACACCAAGGACGAUGCCACCAAAGGGAAGUUUGCCUUCACCACGGAGGACUACGACAUGUUUGAGGUGUGCUUUGAGAGCAAGUCCCCCAUGGGAACUGGAAGAGUGCCGGACCAGUUGGUCCACCUGGACAUGAAGCACGGCGUGGAGGCCAAGAACUACGAAGAGAUUGCCAAGGUGGAGAAGCUGAAGCCUCUGGAGGUGGAGCUGCGGCGACUGGAGGACCUCUCGGAGUCCAUCGUCAACGACUUUGCGUACAUGAAGAAGCGAGAGGAGGAGAUGAGGGACACCAACGAGUCGACCAACACGCGCGUGCUCUACUUCAGCAUCUUCUCCAUGUGCUGCCUGAUCGGCUUGGCCACGUGGCAGGUGUUCUACCUGCGCCGCUUCUUCAAGGCCAAGAAGCUCAUCGAGUAGAAGGCCAGCGGAGGCUCUUCAGAAGCGUCCCCACAACAACAACAGCAGGCGGACUCCGUGGACGGCGAGCGAUGUUUUUUUUUUUUUUUUUUUUUUUUUUGGGUUACCUGAAAUUCUAUUUUUUCAAAGAUGCCAGACUUAACAGGAGAAGAACGAUCGGGCCUGCUUUCUUUUGCGGUUUCAAACGUGACAAGCGCGUCUGUCCGGACAAUUUCCAAAUGGUCCGGCUCCUCACCGACGACGAGCUCGUUUUUGUUUGGAGGGGACGCGCCACGGGAAUCUCGCCGGGGUUCCUCUUCUCCCCGUCGAGGCUAUUUGAACACGCGCUUGGCUUUGUUUGUGACGUUGCUGUAAUUUUUCUGCGUUCAAUCCAUCCCUUCACAUGCUCGUCUUUUUCUUUAAUUUUUUUUUUCUCCACUCUGUAAAUGCCCUGAGUCACAAUUUGCGUAUAUUUUUGUUUGAAUGUGGUUUGUCGUCGUGGUAUUGUCCUUUCGUGGACGAAUCAGGUCUUUGACUCCCGACGACGAGCAGUAUUUGUAAAGAGACCCGGUUUGUAUGUGAAGCCUGCUCGCCGGGCCUUUACGCGCUGCUAACUAAAUUUAAACGUUUUGACACGAUUCACGAGCAACUCUUCCCAAAUGUUAGUACUUGCAGAUCCAGCCGAUGUACUUCCAUUUUUAUUUGUUGUCUUUCGAGCUACUUAGGAGGUGUGGUUACGUGGGCUUAUGGGAGCUUUGCGGCUGCUCUGAUGGGAUUUCAUUCUGAAGGCGUCCCCCACGGGGAGCUUUCCAAUGGAGGAGCGUGUGCAUUAUGACUCCAUAAUUGAUGAUUUUUAUGUUAACCGGUGCAUUUUGUAAA